ACUUUUGGGAUGAAAAAUAAAAACAAAUCCGCAAAAGUCAAAGCAGAGGUAGCCAAGCUGCAGGCGCAAGCCGCCAUGACAGGCAAAUCGCGCGAAACCGUAGAAAAGGAGAAAGAGAAAGCCUUGCGCGCAAAGGAGAAACUCGAGGAGGAGAAGCGGGCCAAGGAGGAAGCGGCCCUGCUGAAGCCCGUACAGACGCAGAAGGUGCCGUUCGGUGUUGACCCAAAGACGGUGCUGUGCGCGUUUUAUAAGGCUGGUAACUGUGAGAAGGGGAACAAGUGCAAGUUCAGUCACGAUGUGAAUGUAGGGAGGAAGGUGGAGAAGAAGAACUUGUAUGCGGAUAGCCGGGAGGAGAAGCUGGAGGAUACGAUGGAAAAUUGGGACGAGGAAAAGUUGAGAAGCGUCGUGCUCUCGAAAGCGGGCAACCCACGAACUACGACUGAUAUCGUAUGCAAACACUUUAUCCAAGCCAUCGAGUCACAAAAAUUCGGGUGGUUCUGGGAGUGCCCUAAUGGCGAGAACUGCCAGUACCGCCAUGCACUACCGCCAGGCUUCGUCCUGAAAUCGCAGAAGAAAGCUGCCGAGGAUGCGGCCAAGGCGAAGGUCAUAAGUCUGGAAGAGUUCUUGGAGGUCGAGCGACAUAAACUGGGGACCAAUCUCACACCUGUGACACCUGAAACGUUUGCGAAAUGGAAGAAGACACGCAUGGACAAGAAGGAGGCUGAGGCUGAAGCGCUGAAGAGGGCAAAGGAGACUCAAAACACAGCAGGCAAGAGCAGCGGCAUGAGUGGAAGAGACCUGUUCCAAUACAACCCAGAAUGGUUCGAAGACGAAGACGAGGGUGACGCCUCGGAUGACUGGGAUCUCUCGAAGUACAGACGCGAGAAAGAAGCAGAGGAUUUGGCUGCGGAGGAACUCCGGAUCGCUAGCCUAGGUUUUCAGGACGGAUUCCUUAACGGUGAAGCGGCAGGAAGUGGUGGCGGCAGGGAGUGA
Molecule: messenger RNA, 993 nt
Organism: Laccaria bicolor S238N-H82
Lineage: Eukaryota; Fungi; Basidiomycota; Agaricomycetes; Agaricales; Hydnangiaceae
Exons: 5
Biological process (GO): cytoplasmic translation
Cellular component (GO): cytosol
Molecular function (GO): mRNA binding; metal ion binding
Source: RefSeq, a predicted model, not a curated record